AUAGGUGUAGCUGUCGGGUGCAUAUUUCUUUUCUGGAGCUGUACAUUCUCUCUAGGAAUUCGUUAAACAUGGCAUCGGGCAAAACAAAAACCCUCGAUGAAAUCAACGAUCUAUUUUCUAUGUUUCAAGCAAUGACGGCCCUCGGAAUUUCAUUCGAAGGUUUGACGACGCUGGAGCAGAUGAAAGAAAGGAUUAGGACUGAAAUGAAUCAGUCUUUAAAUGUUCCCAAUUGGAAGGCCGGAAAGGCCUUCUCUGUCUUGUCAGAGGCAAAGGACGAAGACGCCAAGAAAAAGGAAAUUUUAAUGCGCUUUUACUCCCAAGGUGAAAAAUGUUUUUCUGAUCUGGAUGACAAACUCGAAGCUCUGGUGCGAAAGAAUAUGGGUGACGUGAGAGAGAAGAUUUGCAAACAUCAGAAUGCAUUGAAGAAGACAGAGUACUUUCUCUUAGUAGCAGGUGAAACGGGUGCAGGAAAAAGUAGUCUGGUGAACCUCAUUCUUGGCGAAGAACUUCUUCCUUACUCCUUACUAAGUACAACCUCCACCAUCUGUGAAAUGAGGUACGGACAACAACGCGAAGUUGUGGCCCACUUCAAAGACAAAGACCCUGAAACGGGAUUGCCGACGAAAACCUUCCCCCUCGUAGAACCCCCAGAAGGAGCAACUGAACAAAGCUAUCUUCAGCAGAUCUCUCCUUAUGUCCAUUUGAAGGGCGACCGCGAAAAAGGUUCAAGUUACAAGAAGAUUGAACUCUUUUGGCCUCACGAACUCUUAAGGAGUGGAGUCGUUAUCAUUGACAGUCCUGGUGUUGGAGAAUCUGAAAUCAUGGAUGAAAUAGUGACGGAGUAUCUACCUCAAGCCUUUGCGUUUAUUUACGUCGUCAAUAGUGCGAAUUCGGGAGGAGUUCAGAAAGACAGGCUAGGAAGAUUGUUGGAUGUGGUCGUCGGAAAACGAAAAGAGGGACAAGAAGAGUUCCCGGCCAGGUGCGCUUUGUUCGUGUGCAACAAGUGGGACCAAGUUCCAGAGAAAGAAAUUAAGGAGGUGAAGCGCCAUGUUGUCGCUAAAUUAAGAAAGUGCUGGCCCGGUCUUGAUCCAAGAUCACAGAUCGUCUAUAUGUCAACCAUGAACGCAAGUAAAGCUCAAAGCUACGGGAUCAUUACCAGAGAUUUUGUUUCGUUUAUGACCGGUAUGAGGUCUAUGGUAUUAAAGAGCAUUGAGGCUAGAUUGGAAAUUCAUUGGAGGUGGUUAGACGAACUUUUCUCCCGGAUGAUUUACCACGCAACGGCCUUUGUGAACAACGCCUCAAAGGAUCAUGAGAAAGUCGCCCAAAGGAUGGCCGUAAUUCGUGAUCGUUUAAUGCGAUUGGAAACAGAACAAAGUCAAGUGAUCGAAGACCUCCGCAGCCAUCUGAAAGAUCGCACCGAUAAUGCUUUAAAGGAGCUCUCCGUUUAUCUCAAUUCGGAUAGGGUAAAAUCGCGUUUCACCUCUUGGACCUUGGAUGAAGUCCCAAAAGCAGAAUCCUCUUGGGAAGUGAUUAAAAACAACGUUACACAAGCAUUAAGAGGCCGACUGCACGAUAUCUUAGAGCAUUGGGAAGAGGACAUGCAUGUGUUCGCAAAUGCACGUGAGUCCCUUCUACAACGUUUUCAGCACAAGUACAAUGUCUUCGAAGAGGAACUCCGAAAUCUCCAGAGCGCUGUCACAUCGGACGAAGUCUUGCCAGAAGGAGAUGCCCCUGAAGAAGAAAGUCUAUUUACCUUGAGGGAAAAAGUUGUCAUCGGUGUCACAAGUCCACUAUGGGUUCCCCUUGGUGUCGUUGCUGUAGUGAUUGGUGCCCCUGUAGUCGGUAUAUUGGCCAUUAAGAAGAAGUUUGAGGAGAAAAGCAAAAUCAGAAAAUACGAGAAGAACAAGUGUGCAUUCAUGGCUGAGGCGUCAGCAGAUUUCUUGAAUGAUGUACUAUUAGACGAAUAUGCACUCAGGAACUUCGUGAAGGGCCAACUAAAAGAUGCAAAAUUGUGCCUCAGGCAAAUCGAGGCCCGCAUUCCAGAGCUGAUUCAGGCUGACCUCAUGUUGUGUAAACAACUUAGUGAUGAGACGCGCUCCAAGGAAGUGAUAGUGGAUCUCUACAAACCAAUGUUAGAUGAAGCCUUGAAUAUUCGAGGUGAGCUUUCCAUGUUUGUGGUGAGAGAUGUCCGUACGUUUGGUGUCAAUAGCCUGAGUUUAGACUGGAAAGAAGACAAACCCCUUGGCUGUGGCUCGUUUUCUUCUGUUUACCAAGGAAAAAUGAAAACUGAGACCGGAGAAGAGAUAAAUGUGGCUGUAAAGGUUUAUCACGAGGCUCUUAAUGUUCAGACUGCUGGACUCGUCUCGAAGGAGGUUGAUAUUUUGAGGAAAUUACAGCAUCAAUACAUUGUAAAGUUUUACGGCACAUCCCUUCUUGACACAGAAAGCAGCUGGACCAGGGUGAUGCUUGUUAUGGAACACUGCAAAAGUAAUUUAAAGAGUUACAUCUUUCAGAAUCCUGACAAAGUUCCAGCAAACUCCAAAAAUCCUGCUGACAGGAGCGAAACUUUUCGGUGGGCAACCGAGAUUACUGGUGCUCUUGACUAUAUUCAUAAAGAAGGAUUUGUUCACAGGGAUCUUAAGUUGGAAAAUAUAUUGCUGGCAGAGAAUAAUACGGCAAAGAUUGCGGACGUUGGUGUUUCCAAAGGAGCACAGGAGAUCACCGGUACUCUAGCAGGAACCCCUGUGUACAUGGCACCGGAAGUGUAUCACUCGAGACGUUAUGGCUCCAAAGUGGACAUAUACAGCUUGGGGAUUGUGUUCUGGGAGAUGUGGUAUGGCUUGCAUGCUUUCAGUGAGCUCAGGUCUCUAACUCCAAUCCAAUUCUUUGAGCGAGUGGAGCAAAACCAUCGGCCAAAAGAUGUGGAAGGCUGCUUUACACCUCCAUCUCGCUGGAAAGAAAUGAUGGAGAAUUGCUGGAAAACAGACCCGCAAGAACGCCAAACAGCUGAGUGGUGCAAUAGAGUGGCUAGUGACCUUCAUAAUGCGUCCUUAAAAAAACAGUGACAUUCUAGAAAACUGGCAAGUCCUUGGAAAAAAUUGUAGGAAAUCAAUAAUUUACAGUGAGUGAUGAGACUGUGAAUUCGAUGAAACCCGCCAAGUUUUUUUUCAAAUCAAAAUAAUUUUUGCUUAUAAACUCGCAGUAGCAUCGAAACAUGCAUCAGAAAUAAUGUAUCAAUGAGUUUAUUUUCGUGAAAUGUAUAAAUGUUCCGUGGAAACUGAUCAAUUAUCAAUAGUGAAUUUUGUACCAAUUUUUUUCUUGGUUUUUCUUGUCGGUAUGAACAUUAAUGUGACGCCGAGGUACAAGGAGAUCUGCUUUAAUUGAAAUAGUCAGAAAGAAUGUGUCUUCAGCUUGUCGCCUGUACAGCUGUUAGUUCCAUACUGGAAACUGAUCUCUGUAUUUUGAAGAGAUAAAGUGAUAAAAUAUGUGUGUAAGUUAGGUGGCAAAUGCAUGGGGCUGGUACAUUUUAGUUUUUAGUAUAGACUAGUGGUUAUUUUUGAGAUGGCUACUAUACUACGUUUACAUUUGAAGACUUUAAAAACGUAUAAAUUACAAAGGGGGACAGUUUUAGAUUUCUGUUAACCAGGCAUCUACUGCAUUAUGACAGUAGUGAUCCUGGUGCCAAAUCUUAUGUUACACAGACCUAGUAAUUAAGCGUGAAGUCUUAAAUAUCGAUUAUGCAGUGUAUAUCCUUAUGAAAUGACAAUUUCAUUUGCACUCUUAAAUCAAGUUGUAACAGCAAAUGUUCUAGCUUAGACUUGAACAAAGGAGUUUUUUUCAAAGGAUUUAUUAGUGUCCUCUUAUUGUCUGGGAACUUGCUGGGAUGUUGGAGGAAAUCAGUUUGAAAGCAGAAUUCAUUUUACCCACGCUUUUGAUAUUACUAUUAUGUCACCUGUGUACCUCAAACUUUUAUCUUGGAAUUCAAGGAAAGUUUCACGGGGAUAGGGGGCGCGCAGGAUAGGGUUUACUCACAAAUUUAGGAGAAUUAAGCUCCGAGGUUAUUUAUUUCCAAAAUUCUGAAACUCAGUAUCUUUACAUUUAUUUUAAGUAUGUACCAAUAACAAUGUAAGCGAUAGACGAUUAUAAAACAGAGCCUGUAAGAUGAAAGAAAAACUUCUGACUAUCUAGGGAUCGCUAAUGCCUUUUUCAGUUUCUUAUUGAGAAGUUUUUUUCUUUAUCAUAGUGGAAAAUGGAAUCCGCUUACAUUUGGUCCAAAAAAAAUGAGAACUGCCCGCUUGUAAUAGCCAUAUUAAAACAUCUUCCAGGA
This is a messenger RNA of Stylophora pistillata, 4327 nucleotides long. RefSeq lists its product as uncharacterized. Gene Ontology annotation, biological process: protein phosphorylation. The record is from RefSeq and is a predicted model, not a curated record. Lineage: Eukaryota; Metazoa; Cnidaria; Anthozoa; Scleractinia; Pocilloporidae. Gene Ontology annotation, molecular function: ATP binding; protein kinase activity.